AUGGCGCGCAUAUUCCUCACCCGUCCUCGCCCCCGCCCCCUACCCAUAGGCGCAUCCCGCGCCCUCACCCGCACCCUCAUCCCCCAGCCACCAAGACCGCUCAUCACCCCCCGCCCUCUGCCCACCACCUUCUCCCCCACCUCCCCCGAGGCGGAUACCAACAGGAAAUGGAUGGAAGAGUUGAUACGCGAUACAGAAGAUCUCCGGGCGAGAGCGAGAGAAGGGGGUGGCAAGGAGGUGUUGGAGAGGUGGAAGCAGCGGGGGAAGGGAAAGCUUGCUGUGCGAGAACGAGUGGCGGCGUUACUGGACCCCGCGAGCCCGUUCAUAGAGCUCUCGCCAUUGGCAGCCCAUGAAGUGUACCCGGAUCCCCUGCCCGGGGCUGGUAUCGUCACCGGCAUCGGCAUGGUAGCGGGCCGGAAGUGUAUGAUCAUAGGCAACGACCCGACCGUCAAAGGCGGUACCUACUUUCCUCUUACUGUCAAGAAACAUCUCCGAGCACAACAGAUCGCUCUGGAGAAUCAACUACCCUGCAUCUACCUAGUCGAAUCUGGCGGUGCCGCGCUUCCAUACCAAGCCGAAGUCUUUCCCGACCAUGAUCACUUUGGCCGUAUUUUUUACAACAUGGCCCGCAUGUCUUCUCUGGGUAUCCCCCAGAUCAGCGUCGUCCAUGGGAUAAGCGUCGCAGGCGGUGCGUAUAUGCCGGCGAUGUCUGAUCUGGUCAUCAUCGUGAAAGAGCAGGGCCACAUCUUUCUCGCGGGACCGCCUUUGGUCAAAGCUGCCACGGGCGAAGUCGUCAAUGAAGAAUCUCUCGGCGGUGGAGAGAUGCAUACGUCGGUUUCUGGCGUUGCAGACUACCUCGCCCAAUCUGACUCCCACGCCCUCUCCCUCGCCCGCGAAGCCAUCCACGACCUCUCCCCCUCCCCCUCCCCCUCCCGCUCCCAGAAACACAUCCAACCCCCCCUCUACCCCGCCGCCGACCUGAACGCUCUCAUCCCCCCCGACCCCCGCCAAUCCUACGACCCCCGCGAACUCAUCGCCCGCCUCGUCGACGCCUCCCAAUUCCGCGAAUUCAAACCCUCCUACGGCCCCACCAUCGUCUGCGGCUUCGCCCAGAUCCACGGCUACACCGUCGGUAUCCUCGCCAACCACGGGCCCAUCCUCUCCCCCUCUGCUUUGAAGGCGACGCACUUUAUCACGACGUGCUCGAAGCACGGGAUACCGUUGGUGUUUCUGACGAAUGUCAGUGGGUAUAUGGUUGGGGAGAAGGCGGAGAGGGGGGGGAUAGCGAAGGAUGGGGCAAAGAUGGUGAGGGCGGUGGCGAGGGCAAAGGUUGAAAAGUUUUCCAUCAUUGUCGGAGGCAGUUUUGGGUGAGCACCCCUCUUUCUCUCUUUCUUCCUUUCUUGUGGGGGGUAUGGACUGAUGGGAGGGGGAAGAGCGGGGAAUUAUGGAAUGUGCGGCAGAGCCUACUCGCCGAGGUUCCUCUUCAUGUGGCCCAACGCCAAAGUCGGCGUCAUGGGCCCCGACCAACUGUCCACCGUCAUGCACAGCGUCGAAGGCAAACGCCCCGGGCAGCAGACGGACGCGCAAAAAGAAAAGGCAGAGAAGAAGAGGGAAGAGUUGAAGAGGAAGAUUGAGGGGCAGUGUCGGGGGAUUUAUGCGAGUGCGAGGAUCUGGGAUGAUGGGAUCAUCAAACCUACUGAUACUCGGGAUAUCCUUGGGCUUGGGCUCGAGCUCGCACACGAAGAACGCGCUCUCAGAGGGCACGGUUCUGGGGGUGGUACGAGAGGUGAAGUCGGGGCUGAUGGAGAUGCCGGCGACUGGGGUAUCUUCCGCAUGUGACCAGUUUGUAUAUACAAUCAAGAUGAAUACAUGUACUCAGAU
Messenger RNA from Cryptococcus amylolentus CBS 6039, 1881 nucleotides. RefSeq lists its product as hypothetical. The transcript has 7 exons. Gene Ontology annotation, molecular function: methylcrotonoyl-CoA carboxylase activity. Gene Ontology annotation, cellular component: methylcrotonoyl-CoA carboxylase complex; mitochondrion. Bases 1 to 1371 code for a protein of 456 amino acids. The record is from RefSeq and is a predicted model, not a curated record. Gene Ontology annotation, biological process: L-leucine catabolic process. Lineage: Eukaryota; Fungi; Basidiomycota; Tremellomycetes; Tremellales; Cryptococcaceae.